UAUGUUUAAAUAACAUCAGGAGUUUGCUAAAGUUAUUGUCAAUGAUUUUUUGGGAGGACCUAAAAUAAUCAAAUAAUGCCAUAUAAUCAAUGCUUAAAAAGGAUUAACAGCUUUUUUUGUAGUUUUCCUCAUUUGGUGGUAUUAAAACUUUUCUUUAGGUGCUUAUCUUUACGUAUAACCAAAUUUUAUUUGAUAGUUGGCGUUACAUGGUAGUUAUGGAAUUAUUUGGGUCGUUAAAGAUUUUACAUUUCCAGAUCGAACUUUUCAGAAUAAAAUUACAAUUGGAUCAUUAAUAUUUACAUCCAUACUAUUAUUAUUAUAUUGGUUUAUUGCUUGGUUAUAAAUAUCAGAGGGAAUUCCAAAUCCAAGUAACGCACGAGUAGUUACUGCUAUUUUUGCUUAUGUUUUUGGAGUAGUAUUAAUGAUAGUAAGUGAUUGCCAAAAAUACUACACAUUAAAAUAUAAAUAAGGCUUAAUUACAGAAGGAAUGUUUAAAUACAAUAGGAAUCCUAAUUAUACAGGAGAAAUGUUAUUAUAUGCAUCAUUUGCAAUCCUUAGUGGAAAUUGGUUAGCUUAUUCAAUACUAUUUACAGUCUGGAUAGUUGGAUUCUAUGGUUUUAUGGUAAAUAAAGAUAUUUCUUUUGCCAAAAAGUAAGGAUGGAACGAAUAUAAAAAGUAAUCUUAUUUAUUCUUAUGGAAAAUUCAUUCAAAUGAUAUAAUAAAUUAUGGAUUAUAUGGAGCAUUAGUUGCCUAUUUGAUAUGGGAUUACUAAGUAAGUGGAGCCAUUACAUUAUUAAGAAAAUGAGU
This is a messenger RNA of Paramecium pentaurelia, 807 nucleotides long. Lineage: Eukaryota; Ciliophora; Oligohymenophorea; Peniculida; Parameciidae. The record is from the annotation of a GenBank genome assembly.